AUGGCAAAAGGUAGCUCAAGUUCCGCUAAAAGUAAGAAGUUAGCAAGCGCUCCCGCUCAUCCCAAAUAUGAAGACAUGAUUCGAGAAAGAAGAACCGAGGAAACACUUUUAAAUGUGUUUCUCUUGACGAACGCAAUCGUUGCUUUGAAAGAACGUAAAGGAAGCAGCCGUCAAGCCAUCAAGAAAUACAUCUUGACCACAUACAAACUUCCUGACAACAACAUAACAAACAACCGUCUCCGAUUGGCCAUCAACAAAGGUGUUGAAAAAGGAGUUUUCUCUUUUCCCAAUGCACCAGUUAGAAAGGCAGCAGUUACCGCUUCAACUAGAAAGGCGGCAGCCAAACCAAAGAAAGCUGCGACCACCACUUCGAAGAGGACCAAAGCCUCCACAACCAAGAAAGCUGCGGAAAAGAAAACUGGAACCAGAAGGAGGGCAGCUGCAUCUUCUUAA
Molecule: messenger RNA, 453 nt
Organism: Funneliformis geosporum
Lineage: Eukaryota; Fungi; Glomeromycota; Glomeromycetes; Glomerales; Glomeraceae
Source: the annotation of a GenBank genome assembly